CACGGUGGAUACUAUCUGAGAACCGGCUGUGCACAGGAUCGGCCCGGAAAGAGGGGACAGAACCGUCCGCUUCGUUAUAUCCUGGGGUACAUGAGGACCGGCAACGAGUCAACAUGCACCGAAUAACGGGGAGAGCAGGAGGGGACAGUUUGAUUGAGAUGAGCCCGACUGACUCCUUCAACGGUGGGUAUGACUUCAUGACUCCACCGGAACCCGCCGGUGUGUCUUCAGACUGCGGAGACCCUGAUGACAUUAAUGACUACAACCAACAUUCAUCAACCGGUACAGGGUACCUCCAACAGGAUCAGCCUGAGUCUACUUUAACACCUCAUGUGUGUGUUGAGACCUGUGAGUCUUUGGCCACCAGCCUGGCCUCCCUGGCCCCCUCUGACCACAGCGACAGUCCACAGUUUGAGCCUCAGACCUUAGAGCGAAUCAGUACUUUGACUGGGUUCUCGAGAAAGCGGGCUCUGUUCCUGAAGUUUCGUUCCAGGAUCGACAAACAACAACAGAGUAAAGACUCUGUGUUCUUCCGUGAUGGAGUGCGUAGGAUUGACUUUGUGCUCUCCUAUGUGGAUGAAAAAGAAGGAGACAGAAAACAGGAGGAAAAGAGGAAGAUUUAUGAGGCCAAUCUAGUGAAAGUCGGCCUGGAGCUUGAGACAGAAGAUAAAUCUGAGUCAGACGAUGGAAAGACCUACUUUGUGAAGAUUCAUGCACCAUGGGAAGUUCUGGCCACGUAUGCCGACGUGCUAAAGAUCAAGGUCCCUUUCAAGGCCAACGACAUCCCAGACAACAAAGAGAUCCCCAUGAACUGGCUGUCGACCCCCUUUCGCCUCCCAGAGCACAUCAUGCACCCUGAGCCAGACUAUUUCACAGCUCCCUUCAACAAGAGCAAGUCUGAUUUCUACCUUAUCGACGACAAAGACACAUUCUUUCCUCCCUCUACUCGCAACAGGAUAGUUUAUUACAUCCUGUCCCGAUGUUCAUAUGUGAGGGAUGAAUGUGUAGAUAGAGACAAGAAGGGAAUAAAAAGGUUACUCAACAACGGCGCCUACACUGCUGCCUUCCCACUGCACGAUUGCCGAUACUGGAAAAGAUCAAGCUAUGCUAACUGCGAAAGUGAGAGAUAUGAUCUCCACAAAUACUGGGCCAGCUUCUGCUGUUUCUUUAAGGAGCAGCCCCUCAACCUUAUAAGGAAGUAUUAUGGAGAGAAAAUAGGCAUUUACUUUGCAUGGCUUGGGUUCUACACUGAGAUGCUGUUGUUUGCUGCAGUAGUUGGUACACUUUGUUUCGUCUAUGGAUUACUCACCUAUGAUGAGAAUGAGUGGAGCAAAGAAAUAUGCCGUGAAGACAUAGGAGGGAAAAUUGUCAUGUGUCCGCUGUGUGACAAGAAAUGUGGCUACUGGAAACUCAACUCAACAUGUAACUCCUCAUGGCAAUCACACCUAUUUGACAAUGUUGGAACAGUGUUUUUUGCCAUCUUCAUGGGAAUUUGGGUGACGCUGUUCCUUGAAUUUUGGAAGAGGCGGCAGGCCCGUCUCGAGUACGAAUGGGACCUAGUCGACUUUGAAGAGGAACAACAGCAGCUGCAGCUUCGACCAGAGUAUGAGACCAAGUGCACCAACCGCAAACUGAACCGCAUCACUCAGGAAAUGGAGUUGGUUCUUAAGAGGACUCCCACAGAUCUAAUGGGGAAACUAUUUAUUUGCUGGGCCACAGUGAUGCUCUGGAUCUCAUUGAUCAUUGCCUGCAUCAUUGGGGUGAUAGCGUACCGCCUGGCUGUGUACGCAGCCUUUGCCAGCAUCAUGAAAGACAGUCCCACCAGUCAACUGCAUGUGGUCGGCCCCUACAUAACACCGCAGCUGGCCACCUCUGUCACAGCCUCCUGCAUCAACUUCAUCAUCAUCAUGAUCCUCAACCUCAUGUAUGAGAGGGUGGCUAUUUGGAUCACUGACAUGGAAAUCCCAAAGACCCACUUGGAGUAUGAGAACAAACUAACGGUGAAGAUGUUCCUCUUCCAGUUUGUCAACUACUACUCCUCCUGCUUCUAUGUGGCUUUCUUUAAGGGCAAAUUUGUCGGCUACCCUGGAAAUUAUGCCUAUAUGUUUGGGAGCAAACUGAGAAAUGAAGAGUGCGAUCCUGGUGGCUGUUUGAUCGAACUCACCACACAGCUAGUGAUAGUGAUGACUGGUAAACAGGUGUGGGGCAACAUCCAGGAGGCUCUGGUCCCGUGGCUGAUGAACUGGUGGGGCAGCAGGAAGGCACGAUGCCACCCAGAGAGUCUGUACAGCCGCUGGGAGCAGGACCAUGACCUGCAGCCUUUUGGACAGCUGGGUCUCUUCCAAGAGUACCUGGAAAUGGUCAUCCAGUUUGGGUUCAUCACACUGUUCGUCGCCUCCUUCCCCCUGGCUCCUCUGCUGGCGCUUUUCAACAACAUCAUUGAAGUGAGAGUGGACGCCUGGAAACUCACCACUCAGUUUAGACGUCCGGUGGCAGCCAAAGCCCACAGCAUUGGAGCCUGGGAGGAAAUCCUCAAUGGAAUGGCUGUCCUCUCUGUCGUCACUAAUGCGUUCAUCGUGGCCUUCACAUCUGAUAUGAUCCCUCGGCUUGUGUACAUGUACGCAUACCAGCCAGAUGGUCAGAUGAAUAUGAAGGGCUACAUAGACAACAGUCUGUCUAUGUUUAAUAUCUCUGCGAUCCCACUGGACAACAGGCCCGACGAUGAAGAAAACCCCCCUUGGUUCAACAGCUCCAUCACUAUCUGCAGAUACCGUGAUUAUCGCUAUCCUCCUGGCCACGAGAAGGAGUACCACCACACUAUGCAGUUCUGGCACAUUCUGGCUGCUAAAUUGGCGUUCAUCAUUAUUAUGGAGCAUGUUGUGUUUGUGGUCAAGUUCUUCGUGGCCUGGAUGAUUCCUGAUGUUCCAUCUGAUGUGAAGGCUCGAGUAAAGAGAGAGCGCUAUCUGGUCCAGGAGUAUCUCCAUAACUAUGAAGUGGAGAAGCUGAAGAUCCAACUCAGCAAAAACUGCGAUGACUGUACCUGCACACCGAUGAUCUACCCAUCUUUACCCAAACACGAGGUGCUGUCAGAAUGUCUCUAGCCCUGCGAGCUGCUGGAGAAUCCAAUGGACAUGACGAGAGAACAUGGUGAUGUAUUUUGACCUGCUUGUGUAUUUAUGAUACUCACCAUUACUUUGCUGUAGUGUCUGUGUUUUAGAACACACAGACACACAGCUUUUAUUGGAAAGCAGCAGGUUUCCUCAAAUGUUGUCUUCCUGCUUGUAUGUGAUGACUGUAGAAGUGCACACAGGUCCAAGUCUCCAUGCAUGCUGAAUCCAAGCCACCAGUCACUUGAAUUAAACCUCUAUAUGAUAGUUAAGACUUUUCAUCCUCUAUGUUGUAAUUGUAAUGCUGACGAUAAUCCUACUUUACUGUAAAAGGAGAAAUCUUAUACACUGUGUCUAAACCAGACAACUUACACUUGUUUUAAUGACUAUUUAUUUUAAGUACCACUAUAAGUAACCAAAGACUUGAUGCCUUAACAUAUCACACACUUAUUAAUGGUUCUAUACAACAUUGAAGCAAUUAGAUCAUUUGGAAAGUGAGGGUUGUAUUAUAUUGGUAUCUGCUCAUACGUGCAGCUUUGCAAAGGGUUCCAAUAUCUGAUGAUUUAAGUUAUGAUUACCUCUACUUUUGUUGCUGUAGCAACUACAAGUUUUGAAGAUGUAACUAAAUUAUAUCUAUUGCUUCUCUGCCUGUUAAGAGGCCUUUUCACAUUUAGCUCUGGUCUCAUAACGGCUCAUCAGUGUCCUCGGGCCAGAGCUGUACACAUGAAGUACCUUUUUAUGAAGAUAAAUCUGUGCUGCUGUUACCACUGUGAGUAAGGCGACAUUUUGUCCUGCGAUGGCCAGUUGUUCAGCAGCAGCAGCAGCAGCUGGUGCAUGUUGACUGUUGACUGUGAGUCCUGUUCCUGGAGAUGAGAAGUGAAAGCCCUGAGAGAGUGAAGAGAUCCCUUUUUAAUGUGCCUCUAUUUACCAACACAUCGGCGCUAAUGAAAGGCUGCCCCCACCUACUGAAGUAUGUUUGCUCCGUUACACAAUGCACAUCAGCCAUCGCCCAGUUUUUGUGCAUCUGGUUUCUCCUGCUGUAUCAUUGUCAGACAGAAAGACACACAUUUUUUUUUGUUAUUUUUGCACAAAGCACUUAGUGAAAAGUGACUACACAGACAUGCAUGUCAGUCUAAUUGCCAUAACACUACAUAUCCAUGUUCAGUAUUUUAAAGGGGCAGUGUCGUGUGAAAACAUCUGUUCAGUUCAGUGGAAUAAGAUAAGUUAGAAGGGGCUUCCAGUUCUGAUUUUGAUGUUUUAUACUGAGGUUAAAUGACAACAAGAAAAAAAUGUAGCUUUUGUUAUCUUAAAUAUAUGAAGGACGUGUUGAAUCUGUGAUGCUGCCUACACAGAAAUAUGUAUCUGAAACUGAAGUAUUUGGAUUUUAUGUAAAAUAACUGCUGGGCUGAUCCAGACUCAGGCUAGUAAAUCUGAUGUUGUGCAGCCCAGAGUAUUUUCAGUCCACCUGUCUUUAAUCUUGCCUUGCGCUCAGCUAGUCUAAUGCCUUUUGAUGCCUUAAAACAUCUAAUAUUUGUAUUUCUUUAUACAUCUCCUUUAAAUAGCUUUUUUUCUUAUAUUUGUUCUUUUUGGUUAUACAUGCGUAAUUAUGUAUUCAUUUUAUACUGUUACCACAGAUGGGAAAAAGUGAACCUGUUUACUGUAUGCUACUUUUGUUUUUUCUUUUUUGUAAUUCUCCUAUAUUCAAGAUAAGUAAUGUAAACUAAGACAAAUCUUCAAAAUAAAGUCCCAGUUCAACUUGUA
This is a messenger RNA of Sphaeramia orbicularis (orbiculate cardinalfish), 4868 nucleotides long. It is a transcript of the gene ano5a, whose product is annotated as anoctamin 5a. Gene Ontology annotation, biological process: chloride transmembrane transport. Bases 114 to 3101 code for a protein of 995 amino acids. Gene Ontology annotation, molecular function: chloride channel activity; protein dimerization activity. The transcript has 22 exons. The record is from RefSeq and is a predicted model, not a curated record. Gene Ontology annotation, cellular component: plasma membrane. Lineage: Eukaryota; Metazoa; Chordata; Actinopteri; Kurtiformes; Apogonidae.